AUGACAGCAAGAAGAGAAGGCACCGUCAUUCCAGAAAACGCGGCCGUAGUCGACCUCACAGAAUCUCCCGGCCUCGCCGCCCUGUUACAAGCAGCGAAUGACGUUGCACAUAUCGAUCUAUCAAACGAAUCAACAGAAGCGUCACCACAGCUCCUACGGCAUCCACCGCCAGAACCGCCGUCGAAUAAGUUGUCACAUAUCAAAUGCGUGAUCUGUUUGGAGUCGCCGACUGAUCUCGCUGCAACGCCGUGUGGGCAUUUGUUCUGCGAUUUGUGUAUUCGGUCAGCGAUUCAGACGACGGCAGGGAGUGGGGGGAAGUGUCCGGUAUGCAGGAGAAAGUUGACGGUGAAGCAGAUCAUACCACUCGAGAUCAAGCUUGGUCGGACGUGA
Saitoella complicata NRRL Y-17804 is the source of this 390-nucleotide messenger RNA. RefSeq lists its product as uncharacterized. Bases 1 to 390 code for a protein of 129 amino acids. The transcript is spliced from 2 exons. The record is from RefSeq and is a predicted model, not a curated record. NCBI's taxonomy places the organism in Eukaryota, Fungi, Ascomycota, Saitoellomycetes, Saitoellales, Saitoellaceae.